AUGGCUACUAUUGCUUUCAACUCCCUUGCCUGCUCCUAUAACCGGCGUCACAGUAGCUCCUCCUCGUCUCGAAGUGUCAUGUCCUGGCUCCAGGGGACUCAGCGGCUGUCUUUAUGGGAUGAUCUCCGAAAUAUUGCUGGUCUUAUAGGCCCUUUCCCUUGGGGCAUUGGUGGAGAUUUCAAUGUGAUCAGAUUUGGGUUUGAAAAACAGGGAGGUGAUCACUUGGACCUUGACUCUAUGGCUGCUUUUAAUGAUUGUAUUGAGGACUUGGGUAUGGAUGAUCUCCGCUGGACUGACCCUACUUUCUUUUGGAGCAAUAAAAGGGCUGGAAGCUCCCGUAUUGAUUGUAAGCUGGAUCGAGUUAUUGUCAAUGAAAAUUGGCUUGCUUCCUUUCCCUCUUCCUAUGCCAUCUUUGACACCCAUGGAAUUUCUGACAAUAGCCCUAUAUCUUUAUCUAUCCAUCCUUACAAUUCUUUUGCUCCUAAACCUUUUAAAUACUUUGACAUGUGGUCCUCUCACCCCACUUUUCUUACUACGGUCAAGGAUGCUUGGGACAAGCCUGUUCAAGCUUUUUCUUCCCCCCUUAUUCCUUUUACCAGGAAGCUUAGGAAUGUGAAAUCUACUCUCAAAGUUUGGAACAUCAAUUCUUUUGGUAAUAUAUCCCAGCAUGUUCAGGAAUGCAAAGAUAAAUUUGCUGCCAUUCAGCUGCAAAUCCAAUCGGAUAACCUCAAUUGUCAGCUUACUGCUGCCCUCGAGCUAUCUUUGCUCCUCUCCCAAGAGGAAAGUUUUUUAAGACAAAAGUCCAGGAUCAAGUGGCUGGAGCUAGGGGACUCUAACUCAGCCUAUUUCCACCGUUCUAUGAAAUCUAGAUCCAAUUUCAAUUCCAUAUUACAGUUGGUUGCUCUAGAUGGUUCUCCUGUUACUAAUGUGAAAGACAUCAAAGACAUGGCUGUGAACUACUUCAAGGAUCUUUUUACUGGCUCUUUGGAUGCUGCUGAUUAG
Telopea speciosissima is the source of this 1002-nucleotide messenger RNA. RefSeq lists its product as uncharacterized. The record is from RefSeq and is a predicted model, not a curated record. NCBI's taxonomy places the organism in Eukaryota, Viridiplantae, Streptophyta, Magnoliopsida, Proteales, Proteaceae. The transcript has 2 exons. The coding region runs from base 1 to 1002 and encodes 333 amino acids.